AUGAGCAUGUCACAAAAAGCAAAAACAAUAGAUGAUCAAAAUGAGGAUGCGAGUGCAUUGCAACAGUCCUUCACCAUCUGGUCUCCCCAGGACACAGUACGAGAUGUUGCGGAGUCCCUGGGUCUGGAAAAUGUCAACGAGGAAGUGCUGAAGGCGCUUGCGAUGGACGUCGAGUACCGUAUACUGGAGAUUAUCGAGCAGGCGGUGAAGUUCAAGAGGCACUCGAAGCGGGACACCCUGACGACGGAUGAUGUGGCUAAAGCGCUACGUGUGCUGAAUGUGGAGCCUCUGUAUGGGUACCACGACGGCUCACACUCGAACAGAGAGCUGUCGUUUGCCAAGGUGAACACUGCUGGCGGGCAGUCUGUGUACUACUUGGAUGAGGGAGAAGUGGACUUUGACAAGCUGAUCAACGAGCCUCUGCCACAAGUGCCGCGUGUUCCUACGUUCACGACACAUUGGCUGGCAGUCGAAGGUGUGCAACCUGCAAUUGUGCAGAACCCUAACCUGAACGACAUCAGACAGUCGCAGCCUCCGAUAGUGCGUGGAGCCAUUGUGACAGCGCUGAAUGAGAGCAGCUCACAACUUGGAGGCAGCAGUGGUAGUAACAACGGGACGGGCAAGGGCAGUGUCGGUGGAGAGAGUGUUGGUGGGAGUGGGAGCAAUCUUGCGAGCGUUGUGCAGCCCGGGCAGAACGUGGAUGUCAAGCCACUGGUGAAGCAUGUGCUGUCGAAGGAGCUGCAGAUAUACUUCAACCAGAUCAUUAGUACACUGACGAAGCAUGUUGAGAGUGGGGACGAGGAAGGCCAGCACAUGAAGGGAGCGGCACUGAUGUCCUUGAAGACGGAUACUGGUCUGCACCAGCUGGUGCCCUACUUCAUCCAGUUCAUAGCAGAACAGAUCACACAUAACCUAUCCGACCUUGAACUGCUGGGGACGAUACUGGAGAUGAUGUACUCGCUGCUGAGCAACACGUCGAUCUUCCUUGACCCAUAUAUCCACUCGCUGAUGCCAUCUGUGCUGACGCUGCUGCUGGCGAAGAGGCUAGGAGGGACGCCUGAGAAGGACGACGAGGCUAGUGCUGUGGAGUUUCUUGAGAAGACGAAUGCUGUGCGGGACUUUGCGGCGUCGUUGCUGGACCACAUAUUGCGUAAGUUCCCACAGGUGUACAAGUCGCUGAAGCCGCGGGUGACACGGACGCUACUGAAGACGUUCCUGGACACCAACCGGUCAUUUGGGACAUACUACGGGUGCCUGCGUGGUGUCUCUGUGCUGGAGCCGGAGUCGAUACGGUUCUUCCUGGGGAACCUGCACAACUGGGCCAGGCUAGUGUUUGAAGAGCAAGGGGUCACGGUGGGAGAUGCUGGGGAGCACACGCCAUCGCGGUUUUCGAAGCAAGAGGUAGGACAGCUAGUGGAUGCGAUUGUGUCAGCGCUGGUUGUCCUGAAGAAAGACCUGCCUGAAGUGUACGAGGGCCAAGGUGAGGCGGUCAGCGAGGGAGACAAGGAGCGGCUGGUGGCCAAGUGUGGUGUCACCGUUGCCCAUAGCAUAUUGGAGCGGGAGGAUGCACAGGAGAUUACAUGUGCCAUUUUCUUUGGUGAAAACAUGUAA
Nakaseomyces glabratus is the source of this 1611-nucleotide messenger RNA. RefSeq lists its product as uncharacterized. The record is from RefSeq and is a predicted model, not a curated record. Lineage: Eukaryota; Fungi; Ascomycota; Saccharomycetes; Saccharomycetales; Saccharomycetaceae. Gene Ontology annotation, biological process: transcription initiation at RNA polymerase II promoter; RNA polymerase II preinitiation complex assembly. Gene Ontology annotation, molecular function: transcription coactivator activity; RNA polymerase II general transcription initiation factor activity; protein heterodimerization activity. Gene Ontology annotation, cellular component: SAGA complex; transcription factor TFIID complex; SLIK (SAGA-like) complex.